AUGGACACGUCAAUUGAUCGGAGAGACGAAUCAUUCAGCGAGUCUCCGUCUCUUAAUGACGAUCUGUUGCCGUCGUCAUCGGCUGUGAACACUCCCACCCACAGGAGAUUACUUUCCAGCUCGACUCUAUCGUCGUUUCGUCCCAGUUUUGACGAUAGCUCCAUCUCAUUAGGCAUCAACAGAUUAAGUUCCCAAUCGAUAAGCCCACUGGGCCAGAACUCAAUUUACGAGCUGGUUCAAGGUGCUGAAAGAUCAAAGAGACAUCUCCGCACUAUAUCGGUGAAUGGUGGAACCACCACUGUUCAUUUGAAGGGACCAUCAAUUAACGAUAUCCCCGCUGUCAAGCUGCCUAAAAUAACUAAGGCCAACCCAAAUUCUUAUAAACCAUACUUAGAGUCCCUCAAAGACUAUUUCAAUGAAUACGAAUCAAACAAUCAAUUAACUGAGAAGACUCUUGAAACAUAUCUGAAGCAAGUUGAUGAGGAGGAUCAACUUGCCAAUGAUAUCCAUCAAAGUGCUGCUGAUGCUUCAUUACAGGACAUUCCGAGUGUCUACUUUCAAGAAGAUUUUCGCCUAGAUAACCCAAGAGUUUUUGAAACCGUGGUUGAAGGAUCCCAUAUCUCUCUUCAAGAUGGCUCAUCCAAAUCAUUAGCAAACAACAACCUUCUCCAAGAGAAAUUAUCUUGGUAUUUAGAUACAGUGGAGGUACACCUGAUAAAUGAAAUUUCCAAGUCAUCUGGUUCAUUUUUUACGGCUUUAGAUGACCUUAACAAAAUUACUACAGGUAGUAAAGUUACGGCCAAAGGUUUACUUGCCCUACAGGAAAGGGUGGACCUUCUUGAUGAACAACAGGCUAAAAAAGCAAUUAACAUUCUUCAGAAAAUACAAAAGAGGAUAAACACUGAGAUAUUGGAACAAUCCCUACUUCAAGUGCAGACAAUUUUACAGCAAGCUGAUUUGGCCGAAGCAACAUAUUUGAAUGGAAAUUAUGAGAAGGCUCUUGACCAGAUUGAUUCUAUUCGCUGUCUUAUAAAAGGUGACACGUCCAAAUCUUUACUAGCUCAAUCAGUUGUGUCCAAAUGGCCUUACCCGUUGCAGAAUCUCACUGAACUCCCAGCCUUAUCUAGUCUCAAACAUUUGCUAAAGAACCUGGAAUCUGAAAUCGGUAGGACUUAUUGCAAAAUGUUUGUAGACUUUUUGAUCGAAGAUCUGAGAAAUCAUUAUGAUCACGUUUCGAAACAUGAUACUUUGUACCGACUAUCAUCAAAUCUUCAACGGGAUAACAGAAGAUUCACUUACAUAAAAUUAGACAAAGAAAUCAACAAUUCAUUCCAAGAUGUUAAUGCCCUUUUCAAGGAGAAACUAUCUCAUUUUAUGAAAGAACUCUCAAGAUGCGGAGAGUUGACUAAUGCUUUUGGCCGUUAUGAACAACAGCUACUGGUGGAGGUCAAGAGUAUAGUAAGAUCAUUUUUGCCAGAAGAAGAUUCCCGAACCUCGUCGCACGCUUCUCAAACCAAUAGUACACAAAGUAAUGCUCGUAAUAGUUUGAGUGAUAACCUGAGAUUGAUGACUCCCAGAGAGUUUGAGGAUAUGCUCAUUGAAAUUUAUUGCAGGGUAUCAGAGGCGUUGAGAAGAUUAACAAUUCACCAGAAAGCAUUAUUGGACAUGUCCUUAGAUUUUGUUACGGAAUCUGAUUUUGCUAAUACCUCACAAACGGAUAUUAUAAUGACGCUUGAUAUUACCAAAUCUAUUCUAACAACAAUUGAUGUUGUGCAAACCAGGGUUUCUAAAGUUAUUGGAGUUCGACGAGAACAAACAGCUCAAAUCUCCUUGGAUUAUUUUCUACGCUUCUACUCAGUCAAUGGUCUCUUUCUUUAUGAAUGUGAAAUGAUUAAUGGCGGAAAUACAAACACAACAGCACUACAAGAUGCAAUUGGAGUUCAGACCAAACUUUUCAAUACUGCUUUCCAUUCUUCGACUCUUAAGUUAAUAUCUGAAUCUAUUGAAAAGGAACCGUGGAAAAGUGGCUAUCUUCCCAACGAAUUUCAGACUCUUUUAAACCAAGUCAUUCAAUCUGCCAAUGAAGAUCCUGAAAAAUGGAUUAAUUCACUUAAGUUUCAAUAUGAGAAUAACGUGCAAAGUGAUCCUGAAGAUAUCCAAGGCGAGGAAAGAAAAACUUUAUCCAUUGAUCAAGAUUCUUUCAUUGUACCAACAGUGGUCUUUACUAUACUAAGAUGUGUUAAAAAUUAUGAAAUGCUGAAACUUGUAUUUCCUCAACAUACUUUGUUGUAUUACUCCAAUGUAUGCGAGUUUCUGCGAUUGAUGAACGUCAAAAUUCAGCAAUCUGUACUUAAAGCAGGCGCCACACGAACAGCAGGCCUCAAACACAUUACUUCUAAGCAUUUAGUUAUUUGUUCGCAAUUGUUGAGGUUCAUUGUUCAUUUAAUCCCUCACGUCAAAAACUGUUUCUUAAGAUCUGUUAAGCAAGAAGACAAACUUCAAGUUGCCGAAGAAUUAGAUAAGAUCAAGGACCUUUUCUUUGAUCAUGAGAAUGAGAUAUUUGCCAAACUGGUUUCAAUCAUGACUGAUAGAUUUGGCACUCACUCUGCUGAGAUUAAACGAAUUGAUUGGUCUCAAAAUGUUCAGUCGGGUCAAUGCCAUAGAUAUAUGGAAAUUCUUGUGAAGGAAACCCUUACGAUUUGUAAUGUUCUUCAAACUUAUCUUCCUGAAAAUCAAUAUACCUCAAUACUGAGUGGAAUAUUCGACAACUACAAGCGACUAUUACUUGCCGAGUAUACUCAAGUUCAUUUCAAGGAUUCUAUUGAGAAGGCAAUCAUGAUGAGAGAUGUAGAUUAUUUUAGAGCCAAGCUUGGUGAUGUGGUUGGUUACAAUGACUCAGGACAGGUGAUCUGGGAGAAGAUUAAUUCAAUGCCAACAGAUGAAGACGAAAGGAUGGCAAUAGUUAUGAAUGGAAAUAUCGCACAGGAAAGAAAAUCUGUCGAGGUAGCUAGAAGCUCAUUAGAGUCGUAUAGGGCUGCCACCCCUGGUAAAUGGUUUGGAAGAGGAAAAGAAGAAAAGAUUGAAAGUAAAAAGCCAAAAGAUUCGAAAAUUAACCCUAAAGAGAGGGAGAUAGUAGAGGUUGAACAAGAUUCGAAAGAGCAGAAGAAGGAAGAAACCAAAGAACUGCCAAAGGGAGAGACGAAGGAGGAAGCCAUAGAAAAGCCAAAGGCAGAGAAAGAUGAAGAGGUUAUCGAAAAGCAAAAGGAGGAGAAGGAAGAAGAGACCAGAGAAAACUCAAAGGAGAAGAAAGUGAAUGACUCCAGUCCCCAAAUGGUUGCUGUAGAGUAUUCCACAGGUUCAGAGACUGAAAAAGUGACAGAAACAAAAGCGCAUGAUACUUCCAGUACUAUCCAGGAGGAAGAGGACGAGAAGGUUGAAAAGAAAACGCAAGAGAAUGGAGAAGAGAGCGAGCCACAGAGAAAUAAUUCUCAGAAUACCCAGGUACCUACAGCUGACGAUCAAAUCCAGGAUAGAGUAGAUAUGGAAACUGAAACAAUACAAGAAAACGGCGACGAUACAAGCUCGGUUGAUGAAGAUCAUAACCAAAAGACAGAUAUUCUUGAUGAGAAUGGGUCCGGGACCUCCAAUAUAGACAGUGAAGUUCCAGAACCACCUUCUCUUCAAUCCAGGCCACUUGAUUCAGAGUUUCAGGAACUCAAUAAAAAUGGAAAGUUAGAAAAACUAGGGUCUAAACAGACUGGUUUGAUUCAAGAAACGAAUACUGCUCCAGAAGAAGGUAAAACAGUACUGCCAGAACUGGAUGAUGAAAAAGAUAUAUCUGACAUCCAAGAUACCAGUGAACAAGCUGACAAGCAAACUUUCCUGGAAACUUCUGAAAAAGCUCCCCAGGAAACUUCCGAUGCUAACGAUCAACGUUCGUCUGUUGAGUUGACUAAAGAAGUUGAGAUUGCUCAGGAUCAAACUGUUGCAAGUUCAGAAACAGAAGGAAUAAAACAGAAUAGUUCCCCCAAGAAGAAAACGAAACCAAAGAGCAGAAAGAAAAAAGGUAGGAGAUGA
Molecule: messenger RNA, 4077 nt
Organism: Komagataella phaffii GS115
Lineage: Eukaryota; Fungi; Ascomycota; Pichiomycetes; Pichiales; Pichiaceae
Product: Component of the GARP (Golgi-associated retrograde protein) complex
Exons: 1
Coding region: 1-4077 (1358 amino acids)
Biological process (GO): retrograde transport, endosome to Golgi; Golgi to vacuole transport
Cellular component (GO): GARP complex
Molecular function (GO): syntaxin binding
Source: RefSeq, a predicted model, not a curated record